Messenger RNA from Porites evermanni, 7610 nucleotides. NCBI's taxonomy places the organism in Eukaryota, Metazoa, Cnidaria, Anthozoa, Scleractinia, Poritidae. The record is from the annotation of a GenBank genome assembly.
AUGCUUGAACUGGUGACGGUGAUAGGAUCGGUGAAAACCUUGGUGAAGGCCGAUGACGCGGAGAGAAUGCUUGAAGUGGUGACGGUGACAGUAGCGGCAAAAAUCUCUGUGCUGGUGGUGGCGUGGUUCUUUCUGGUGUAAGUGGCGUAGGUUUGACAGCCGGCAAAGUUACACGUGUUGGUGUAGAAGUGAUGGAUGUUGGUAAACUUGGAAUUGGCUCGACAGGUGUUAUGGCAGGUGGCGGGUGAAGUGAAUUAACAGUGGCCUGCGAUUACACUGGGAUGUCUCAAAUCCCUCACCAACUAGGAUUCGGAACAUGGUUAGCUAUGUUAAUGAAAUAGUCAUCGAACAUGUUUGCAAUCGGUGUGUUGUCAGUUGUAAUAUGCUCAUUUUCCAAUAGUGCUAUGUUAUUUGCCUGAAAUGAAUUUCAGAGUAGAGAAAUGGUCAAUAAGUGUUCCAAAAUUGACUUGGGUCUUGUUUUUGUUUUUCCGAUUUCUUCAUGAAGUAUUGUUUAAUCGCUUUGUGCCUCAGUGACGUGCAUAAAAGAUUUCUGAGAAGCAUAAUUAGCAUCCAUUUUAUUUUGCAUGAAAAUCCUCCAAAGGUGAUUUCGUCGUCUUCCUCCAUUGAUCAGUCAUUUAUGAGACUUAAUUCCCACAAACACGCACCUGUUUAACAGGCACUUGCUUAUCCAAAAUAUCUAAAUAAAGCGACUGUAGUAAAAGAUCUAUGUCUGCAAAAGCAUUUGUUUCUUUAAGAAUGAAUUAAUGUCCUAGAGCACAGUUAUACUUAUGUAUUUGUUCCUAAGGGAAAAGGUUAUUAAUAAGACUUGUUACACUUCUAUGUUCAUUUCAGAGUCGUCGUUUAGGCCCAUUCCUGAUCAAUAAUUUCAAAGUCAGCUUCAUCUUUGUCAUGGUCAAAAGAUUCCAAUUCACUAAUUGCAACACCAGCAAAAACCUCAUUCACAGCAUUCAGGAUAGCCCAAGCGUGUUUUUUGUCCCACACUUCUACAACAGUGUGCACAUCUUUUAGAAUUUUCAACUUGUCACAGUUGUUCAAAACUUGAUCAAUGUGGAAUUGAGUGAAUUCUUGGAGGAUGGUGGUUGACACAAUAGGUCCACAGGUACUUUCAGACACCAACUUUUUCAUAUAAAUUUCCAACUUUACAUUCAAAGAUUCCCUCUGUUCCCUGUUUACAUUCCUGACAGGCUGAUGGACAGCGGUAUUGAAUUCAGAAUUUUCUUCAGUCAGUCAACAGUCAACUUUGUUUUAAAAACAAUAUUUGAUACACUAACCACAGUCCAUACAAUAUCUGAUAUUCGUAAGGAUCAAGGAUACACUAGGUACAGACAACAGAACAAUAAUUAUUAUAAACUGCCUAUGGAGUGGGUGGGAGGGAAAUUUGAAAUUCAAAUAAUUAUCCUUAAAAAGCUUAAUAUUGCUUGCUAAAAGUGCACUAAAAUACUAAGCUUUAGUCUGAUAAUAUCAAAAAUUAAGCAGUAGUCUACAUGCUAGAGUGUUGUAUUACAACUGGUUCUCAGUAGUCCUGUAAAAUAUUCCACACAUACUGUGAUUAAAUGAUCAAUCAUUGGCAAUAAUGGAUUGCCCCAAUGAUCAGUUGUCAAUUAUAAUCAAAGAAAUCUCUUUAUAUUAAUUUCCUCAAAUUUUUGUUGCAAGGUGUGAAUAGAAUAUGAACACUUGUCUUGAUAAAAUAAUAAUAAUAAUAAUAAUAAUAAUAAUAAUAAUGAGUAUUUAUUUCAUCAAAAGAUAAAACUACAUAUCUUAUGUUACAAUAAUACAUAGCAGGGGAAGGCUUGAUAAGUAGUUCAUACAGUAUAAGAUGUGACAUUGAUGUGUCACAUCAAAUUUGGCUCAUCCGCGGUGAAAGAACCCGUAAAACUCACAUUCUGGUUUCUCGGUCUCUAUCUAUCUUAAUCUCUCUUGCUCUGGUGGCAGAUUAAGGCUGUGGUGUUUCUGACUGCAUGCGUAGUGAUGUACUGCCAAACUUGGUGAUAUUUGGCUGAUGCAAAACCUUUGCAAUCUCAGUUGGUGGGUUGAUGGAUUCCUGAGAUCUGACUGACUCAUUUUGCUGUUUUUUCCUGUUUGUGUUCUUCUUUAAACUCGUCUGUCUUUGAACAGGGACUGGCUUCUUUCAGAGACUAAGAUCGAAUCGGCUCACUGUGGCCAAUCAGGCAUUGCGAUAGUUUGAUACAUUCUUGCUUGGCUCUAAUGACAACUCUUCUGUUGCAAAUUAACCAUGUGAACUUAUACUCAAAGUCCAAAACAUCUUGGACUUGUUUCAUUGAAUGUCACAUCAGAUUUUUUUGAGCAUGACAUCUUUUCUGUUAAAAAAAAAACUGAACAAGACUUAGCAUUGUCCUGAUAAAUCAAAAGCUUGAAUAGAGAAAGUAGCACUGAUCUAGGUGGAAUUUAAAGUUUCAAAUAUCGUUCUUCUAGAGAGCAAAUAAAAAAAAAAAACAAACAAAAAAAAACCCACAAGACUUUUAUUCACACAUAACAAACUCCUGCCCUGCAAAUUAGCAAAGAAAUGCUAUUUGAGGCAGGGAAAAGUAAUUGUAUUAAAAAUAAUGAAGAUUAGUCAACAUAACAAUAAAGAAGCUAACCUGUAGAGUUACAGGUAUUAUUUUAAAGCUUAAUGUGGAAUAAUAUUGGUUGCAGACACGGGAUUAAAUGAAAUAUGUAAAUAUUUUAACAUUUUCAUUUGCUUAAUAUCACAAAGUAUUUGGGGAACAUCAAACUAUCUUUUUUUCUAUUAAUGAAUAAAUAUCCACCAGUGAUGGGGAAACCCGUUGGCGGACAAUCAAUUUAGACUUAAAAUUGUCAGGAUUUUUCAGCAAAGCUUAAUGUCAGCCUGUGCACUACUGUAAUAAACAAGUUAUGCGUAACAUUACCUACUUACAAGCAAUAAAUAAUUUUGAUAGCGGCUUCCUUAAGGCAAGUUUAAGAAUUAGCUAGAUAAUAAUAGAUAUUCCAGUAAUAAGUGUCUGGCAGAUAACAAAUUAGAAUUAUAAGGUACACAUAAUAUAAAAGUGUACCAGCAACUGCAACUUUUCUCUCCCUUUCAGCCUUAGCCAAAUCUGCCAUAAUAUUCUGUGCUAGUUGAACUUCCAAGAGGUUAACUUGAUUGCCAUGGUGACUUGUAGUUAAAGUAAAUUUCCAUAUUAGCCUGUUUGAAAAUGUCUCAUUGUCCAGAAAGAGAUAAGAGGAUUGAAAGAUGAAUAAUAAUAAUAAUAAUAUUAGCAUAUUAUCAUUCAGUCCAAAAUCUCCUAACUUAGUAUUUGGUCCAGUGCUUCUGUAGAUAAUCCAGUAAUAGGUGAGUGGCAGAUAGUAUAUCAGAAAAACAAGGUACACAUGGAAUGCACCAGCAACUGCAACUUUUCUCUCCCUCACAGUAUUAGCCUUAUCUCCUAUAUUAUUCUGUGUUAUUUGAACUUCCAAGACAUAAAUUUGAUUGCUGUGGUGACAGUACAUUAAAUUUCCAUAAUAACCUGUUUGAAAGAAAAAAAUGUCUCAUUGUCCAGAAAGAAAUAAGAGGAUUGAGAGAUGAAUUGAGGUAUAACAGCAAAUUAACAUUAAGGCUAAACUGCUUUAAUGCAGCAUUUGGUCCAGUACUUCUACAGAUAAUUCAGUAAUAAGUGACUGGCAGGUAACAAAUCAGAAACACAAGAUACGUAAAGAAUGUACCAACUUAAUCUUUUCUCUCCCUCACAGCAUUAGCCUUAUCUCCUGCAUUAACCUUUGCUAUUUGAACUUCCAAGACAUGAAUUUGAUUGCUCUGUCUACAUUUUCAUAUAAUUUCUUUUUCCGCGGUUUAUGUAUGUCAGCGUUAACAUAAUCUUGCGGUUCACCACUAUCGUUCGUUAAACAUCCAUAUUCUGACCUUUCAAUGGGAAGCAAUUCCAUAUAAACAGAAGGCAGGACUUCUGCAUCACCUAAGAUUGAAAAUGGUUGGAAUCGUAUCAAAAUUGAGGAGAAAAAGGAAGAAUAGAUAUCUGAACAAAUUAGUGUAAGUCUGUUGUUUUUGUCUUAUUUUUUUUUUCUUGUGGGUGGAAGGUUCUGUCGUCAUUACAAAACAAGCCCACAGACAUCAGACAUAACAGAAGAGGUUUAUUAUUACCUUUUUUAAUUCAUUUGUUCAUGUAUUUAUUUUUAUCCUGUUGUUUGAAAAUGUCUUAUUGUCCAGAAAGAGAUAAGAGGAUUAAGAGAUGAACUGAGGUUUACCAGUGAAUUAGCAUUAAGUCUAAACUGCGUUAACGCAGUAUUUGGUCCAGUACUUCUGUAUAUAAAUCAGUAAUGUGAAGGGUAGGUAACAAAUCCUUGCACAACUCUACUAUGUGCCCUGUUGAUCCACAACUGCAACACAAUUUGCUCUUUGAAGCUUUUCUGGGCUGUGUGAUCUUUACCAUAAGAAAUUGGCAUUGUUUUAAAUUCUUGGUCUGUUACUCCAUCUGCCCUCCUUGGUGAUUUUGGGGUUUCUUGAGGUUAAUAACACAGUGAAAUGUGAUGAGGUGGCUGCUUUGAAGUUAUGUUCCAAGUAUAUUAAAUAUGGAUACCACAUAAAGAAACUAAGUGGUUAUUCUCAUAUCUGAUGUUUCCAUGGCAUUGAUUACGUGAAAAUGACAGAUGAUAAAGGCUGCAAACAAAAUCUAUCUGUUUAGACUACAAAGGUGCUGUGAGUCUCUGUCAAACUGAGUAAAGUAUGUUGUCUCUUUUGUGCCCCAAAGCAACUCUUGUCUGGAGGAAAAGAAACAAAAGCUAUCACAGCUGAUAUAUACCAGUAUGUGUGAGAAUGCCACUUGUUUUUCAAAACUCCUGAUUGUUGGUGAUUUUCUUGGCCUUGUGUCUUUCAACUAAGUUAUAUGUCACUCAGCUUAUCCACUAAAGCGAUCUAAGUUACUGUUUAUCCCAAUGAAUGAACUACCGCUAAAUUUACAAAACUACAAACUCAGAUCAGUGCAUUGUCCACAUGGGAGCAACUGGAAAAGCAUCGUAGGCACUUAUAGACCUUAAAAUAGAGCUUAAUCAUUAAUGCAACAACUGCUGUCUUGAAGUGAUUAUUCAAACCAUGGAUAAAAUAGUAAUAUUAAUAUUUUAUCUCUGACACUGACAACAAAGCAUUAGCAUGAUAAGUUUUUGUCACCAGGCCCACUCUAUCUUUUUACAACAGCAUUUUUAUGGCCCAGGGUUUGCGAAUACUCUAAAAUUUUUAAGGUGACUCCACUGAGGUUACAGAGGGAGUCACUUUGACUCCAGAAGGGCAUACAUAUUAAGUCAGGUGGGAAGGUCAAGGAAGUGGAGGAAGUCAAAUUACUGCAUCUGUGGGUAGGUGAUAAAGGCUUGAAAAUUUACAACACCACGUUUCCUGAUCUAAAGCAGCCCUUGGACGUGAAUUGGAAUUGGUGUGGUUUCGCUGUAGGUAGCUAUGGUUUGACUUAGCUUAUUUUUGCUGGCCAUACAUCAUAUGAAGGCUUGGUAAUGUUUACCUUCACCUUACGUAGUAAUCUUAAUUUGGGCUUUGGUACUUUCUUCUGCCUUUGCAAGGUUAUAAACUUGCUUGAUGGUCAGAGUACAUGUAUUUCCCAGCACAAUUGCAUCUCUGCAUACCUUAUUGCCAAAUGCAAGGGUGUCCCUUGAGGUACUUUUAAUGACAGUCGUUUCGUAUCUGUCAUCAUCAAUAUUUUUAUCUUUAAAUCUUGAUAAGAUCAACGUCAAUAUAGUAAUUUGACUCACUUAAAACUGAACUUGAUAAUGUUAUGAAACACACAACAUUCAAGUCCCGAAAUGAAAUUCUUGCAGUUUUUUUGCUUUUGUUUGUGGAGACAGGUCUUGCAUGUUAUUGUUAAAGUUUCUUGCAUGUCCUGCAUUUUCACUGAGUAUGCGAUUUUUCUUUCGGCAGUCUAUUCUGUUAAAGCCACUUGCUGUAUUGUAGAUCAAAGUAAAACCAAAUGCUGUGUUUCAGAUCAAGAUUGUUAAGUAUAAAAUCCUCUUGGCGUGCUUGCUUUUCUGCCUUGCUGGGAAAUCAGCCCUGCAAAAGAAUAAUCCAACUUGUGAUAAGCUGAGGAGUUCCACCAUUGCUUAGGCAAAAUAACAUAAGGGUUAAGGAUUCCUUGUUGCCAAUUGGUGUAGCCCAGAUUAUUUUGCAGCCAUGCUUUCAAUGGGAAAAGCACAUUACCAUUGAUGAUUUGAAACAGCUCCCUUCGUUCCAUAAUUGCUCCAGGUUUGCUCAGCAAAUGAAACUUGCCUCAGUACUCAUCAGGGUUGCCAUUUUUAAGAAUGGGAGUGUCCUGAAUAAUAUAGAGAGGGACAUCUCAGGGCUCAAAUUUUUUUGAAGUCUUUAUUCCCGUUAGCUAGCUGGCAUUCCUACUUUACUAGCCCAGUGCCUGAGAGCUGUAGCCCAGUACACAUUUGUAAUGAGCAGUCUUUUCUUCUGAGAGUGCGAAGAUCUAUUGUUUCUGAAAGAGCACAAGUCUCGUCGGGCCAGAAAGCCCAUGUUAACAGCAAGAAAAGUAUUGUGUUUCCAAAAAAAAGAUAGUAUAUUAAAUAUAUCGAUAAAAAAUCUGAAUUUCUAUCAUUUCCUUCAAUUUACUGUGGGAAAACCAGAGUUGAUAACCAUUUGAUUAUUUUGUAAACAAUGUUCCCAUGAGUUGACGAUACUCUUUCUUUGAUUGGAGUGCUUUUCCUACAGGCGUUCUUUCAAUUCAGUUGUUGCCCCUUCUUUUGAUUCGUGUUGUGUUCGCAUUGCACAAACUUUAUGCUCCUGUGAAUGCUGAUGACCCAUCAAUGGAUCAUGCUAAAAUUUGAUGUAACACUAAAUAAAGGGAUGGAUUUGUCUUCUAAGGAUGGAUAUUGGCGACACAUUUGCCAAAACAUCACGCCUUUUUCAAUAAAAAAUAAAGCAAGCAUGUUUGUUAGUAUGUAUUGGGCAUUGAUUUUUAUCUUAUCUAGUGGCUACUAAAAGAGCCAAUUUUUUUGGGAGAUCAACCCAGUGAACUUAGUUACAGGAUAUAAUUCGUCAAUGUGGUGUAGCCUGUUCUCGAAGCAUUUCCUGGGUGCAGUCACGGCCAGUUGAAUUGGUUGAGGUAACCUGAAAGUUUCUUCCGCUUUUUCUUCAUUUGGUUCCAAAGAUCCUCUAUGGUGUAAGUGCCAGCCCCCGUUGUAGGAUCCACUUUGAAUGUUGAAAGAAUGUUCCAGCUCUUUUAGAUCGCCUCUUCCAACACUGCCUUACUGGAAAUUCCCAUAUUAAACCAUCAGCGACAUUUUGCCUUUCUUUCAACAGUAUCACAAAACCACAGUCACACCUAGACUCAGAGGCAAUCAAGCCAAAUUCAGCAAAGAACUCAAAGAUGGAAUGGAAACUUCCAAUUGCAGCAAGUACCUUGCUGCGCUGCAUGAUUGAAACAAGGUUAAUGGAUAAAUUUUCCACCGCACUUACAACUUCUGUUGAAUCAAAGGUAACCAAUGAAGAAAUACAUGUAGUUAAUGAAUGCAGAGGCACAUCCCAACAAUGGAUCGAAUUGCUAGAAGGUGUCCAAUGUGUUGUGAAGAGUCUUUUUGGUGAAGGUAAUUUCCUUCAUCCUAUCCUUCUUCUUUAG